ACUUUUGACUCGUAAAAUUGAACAAAUUAAAAAUGAAUUGUGAUGAGAAAACAAUAAAACGUCCGAAAGGAGGAGCAGAAAAGGCUAGACUUAAAAGGUCACUUGGUAUAAUAGCUGCUAGAAAUGAUCCAAAACAAAAAAAAAUUUGUUUUUCAACUGCAAAACCAUUAGCUUUAAACUUUCAAUUUAACAUGGGUGAUUUUUCAAAAAAACUGCAUUAUUAAGUUAAUUAUUAAAUAUUAAAUCAUAUAAAUAAAAUUGAAUUAAUACAAAAUUAUUUUUAUUUUAACUAUUAGAAUUAAUUGAGACAUCUAGUGAAGCAUUGCAACCUGAUAACGUUGUAGUUGAGUAUAGCUCUACUUCCAGCCUUUCUACAAACAUUGAUGAGCUUAAUGAUAAUUCAUUUGAUACUAACAUAACAAACAUAUGCCAAACAGUUAUAGUUGAUCAGAGUUAUCCGAGUGAUGUGGAUACAAGAAGUAAGACACCUGAUAACGUUGUAGAUUCACUAAAUUAUUUUAGUAAACCAUUAACAAAAAAUUUGCAGUCAUUUUUUAAUUUUCAUCCUAAACAACCAUUAAGUGGCAUCACGUUUCAUCCUAUGAAGGCUUAUUUUCGAAAAGAAACAAAUUUAACGAUCAAACGAACGUGGCUUACUUAUUCAAAGUCUAACAAUUUAUUUUUCUGUACAUUUUGUUUAGCAUUUAGUGCUGAAGAUAAUCGGUUUACAAUAGGUUGUUUGGCUUCGUCAAGUAGUAAUUUGUAUACUAGAAUAAGCGAACACGAAAAAUCAAAAAAUCAUGAAAACAAUUUUGAAGCAUUUUUACUUAAUUCUAACAUGUCUGACAUUAACUCAAGAUUUACUAGUGGAAAGAGAUAUUAAGUUGAAAGAAACAAGGCGGUUUUGGAAAGACUAAUCGAUAUUAUAAAAUUAAUUGGUAAGCGAGGUCUAAGUUACCGUGGUGCCAAGGAUGCAGAAGCGGCAUACACAUUAAAUGAUCCUUCAUUAGACCACGGGAAUUUUUUAGAGAUGGUUAUGCUUUUAUCUAAAUAUGAUCCAAUUCUUAAAGAACAUACAGAUAGAGCUAUUUACAAAAGUCAAAAAUCUAAAAAUCGUCAAACUGUAUCUAGACCAGGCCGACCUGGUGGUCUGGUAACUUUUCUAUCAAAAACCACUGUAGAUUAUAUUAUAGAAAUAAUUGGAUCUUUAAUGAAAACAACUAUUGCUGAAAAUAUUAGAAAAGCGCCGUUUUUUACAAUACAAAUUGAUUCUACCCAAGAUAUUAAUGUGCAUGACCAGCUUGCAAUUAUUAUUAGGUUUGUGACUGAUGAUAUAAAUGAAAAACUAUUAGCUAUUGUUGAUUGUAAAAGCGAGAAAGGUAAAAAUCUAUGUGAUAUUGUGUGUAAAGCAUUGAAUAAUCUUAAUUUAGAUGUUAAAAACUGUAUUGGCAGCUCUACUGAUGGUGCAAGUAAUAUGCGGGGUCAAUACAAUGGUUUUUCAUCAUGGUUAAAUAAAGAAUCACCUGAGCAAGUACAUGUAUGGUGUUAUGCACAUGUGCUUAAUCUUGUUAUGAUUGAUACAACUCAAGUAUGCAAUGAAAGUACUACAUUAUUUGGUUUGAUAAAUUCAAUAGCGGUGUUUGUCAGAGAAUCAUAUCUUAGAAUAAACAAGUGGCAUGAAAAUAGCAAGUAUAAAUUUAUUUCUUGUAUUGGAGAUACACGUUGGUGGGCCAAAGACAGAUGCUUAACUAAAGUAUUCGGUACCUAUUUAAAUCCUAAUGAAUGCUUGUAUGUUGAAAUUAUACAGACAUUAAAUUAAAUUUAUGAAUCAAAUGGAUUUGCUCAAGAUGUGCGCUUUAAAGCAAAAUGUUUUAUUGAUGGUCUUUUAAAAUAUGAAACUGUCCUAACCGCACAUAUUUUUCAAGAAAUAUUUGUAUACACUACACCAUUAUCAUUAUAUUUACAGACAAAAGGAAUGAAUGUUGUACAUGCAUUUAGCAUGGUAAAAACAACAAUUAGUACUUUGCAGUCUAAAGCCAGAGACUUUAAUCAUAUUAAAGAUUUGACAAGGACAUUUAUUGAAUGGGCCAAUUGUAAAAUGGAUGACAUAAAAUUAGAAUACAAUAUUGAAGAAAAGUUUCCCAUGAAAAGAAUUAAAAAGAAAAGGAAGAUGCCGGGAGAAAUAGCUGAUGAUGAGGCUCAGACAGACCCAAUGCUAAAAUUCAAUAUUAAUGUAUAUAAUGUUAUUUAUGAUCAAAUAAUAACAAGUUUAAAAAAACGGUUUGAAACACAUAGUCAACUUUAUAACUAUAAUUCCAGAAUAUUUCACUAAUAAUUUACCAAGCACAGCCUUUGAAUGGAUUAGUAAAAAGCUUAGAAAAUUUGAUUCCAAUAUAAGUCCAGGAUCUAUACAGUCUGAAUUAAAAGAUUUUAUAGAAAAAUGGCCAAAAAUGAAAAACAUUGCUUCUGCUACAAUCACUAUAAAUGAUGACGAUGAUCAGGAAAACAAUGAGGAAGAUAAAAAUGAAGAGAGUAAUACAGCAUCUUCAACCAGUUUGUGUUUGAAAUUAAAUGAAAAUUUAGCUUGUAAAAAUUGCAUUAUUUGUUGCUUCCAAGUUCUACAAAAAUAUAAUUUACAUUCAAAUGCAUAUAGAAACUUGUAUAUGGCUUAUAAGUAUGUCUUAAUGCUUUCAUGUAGUCAAGUGAGAUGUGAGACCACAUUUUCAAAAUUAAAGUAUGUUUUAAAUAGACUAAGGAAUUGUUUAAGUCAAUCUAAACUGGAAACAUUUUUGAUUAUGUCUGUCGAAAAAGAUAUUUUAGUUAAUUUAAACAAUAAUGAAAUAAUAAACGAAUUGUCCAAAAAGAAUACAAAAAUGGCAAAUUUGUUGAAUAUGUAAUUUUAUUGUUUCAUUAAAAAAUAUUAUUAAUAAUAUUUAUUUAAUAAUAUUAAAAAUGUUAAGACAUACUUAUUGACUAUUGUUAUUAUUAUUUUUAUAUUAUAUUAUUAUUUUAUUUUGUUGUAUGUAUGAUAAUAUAAUUUAUAAUUAAGUAUUAUUAUAUACAUUACCUAUGUAUAAUGUAUUUAUGUGAAAGUUUAAUAUUGUCUAUAUUCAUUAUUAUAUUUAUUUAACGUCUUACAAUCAGUGGCUAAGGGGGCUUAACACCCUCUCUCCCUUGACCGUGUUGACCUUAAAUUUGUAUCAAGAAUAGUAAAAAGAAUAAAAAGUGUAAAUAAAAGACAUAA
Messenger RNA from Rhopalosiphum padi (bird cherry-oat aphid), 3244 nucleotides. RefSeq names its product zinc finger MYM-type protein 6-like. The record is from RefSeq and is a predicted model, not a curated record. The transcript has 3 exons. The coding region runs from base 1031 to 1819 and encodes 262 amino acids. Lineage: Eukaryota; Metazoa; Arthropoda; Insecta; Hemiptera; Aphididae.